Messenger RNA from Sabethes cyaneus, 3098 nucleotides. RefSeq names its product protein FAM107B. The record is from RefSeq and is a predicted model, not a curated record. The transcript has 6 exons. NCBI's taxonomy places the organism in Eukaryota, Metazoa, Arthropoda, Insecta, Diptera, Culicidae. Bases 1102 to 1533 code for a protein of 143 amino acids.
AUGGUAAUAGUUUGUUUGGAGAAUCGUUAGUGAAAACACGACAGUUGUUUUAUUUCUGUGUUGGGCAAACAAUCGAUUGAACCGCGCAGUAGUGUGGAAGAAAAAUAGACAACCGCCGCGUGUGUGCUUUUGGGUAUUUUGGUUUUCGGUGUGAAGUGCAUCCUGUAAGAAAAGAAGUUGCCGAGAUUGGAAUACACACAUAUUGUGCUUGCUGGUGUUGUUGUUUUUCAGUGCUUUUUGUGAAAAUAAAUUGAAAACAAAUUAAAACAACAAAAGCAAGUGUUUCGAAAAACAUACUCACUUACUCGCUCACUCACACAAGCGCUUGCUCUUGUGCGUUUACUCCGAGUGCAGAGUGUAGAGCGUAGAGUCUGCGAAUCAUCUCGAAUUGAAACUUGCGUACACAAGUUUUUGUACACGGCUGCUGCCGGGCGGUGAUGCUGCGGAGUGGCUGACUGGCUGCGGCUCUAGUGGAAGUGAAGAGCCAGAUAAAUAAAAAGAAGGCGAAAUAAAGGAAUACAGAAGGAGUGAUUUUGAAUGUGUAUGUGUUGCACCGUGUAAAAACCAGUCAAGUUCUAGACACUCAAGAAAAAAAGGAAGAAAGCUCACCCGGUUUUACAGUGUGACGUGACAGCGGGAACGAAGAAGAGAGUGCAUGAUAGUAAGUAGUGAAACCAUACCGUUGUGUGGACCAAAUCAUCAAAACAAAAACAACGAGCUCCCGAGGUCGGUAAACUAACAAGUGAAGCGAAAAGAAAGACGAAUCUUUUGCUUUCCUACCCACACAUACACACACACAAACACGUACGAGCAACAGCCGUCCGUCGCGGAACGUGACACCCACCAGGGGGAAUUCGCAGACUCACUAGCAGAGGAAUUUCACCAACACGUUCGACGUUUGUUCGACUCCCUUCCGCAAGGGCGGCAAUUGAAGCGGGUGUCGGCACGUGCGGAAAGUGCGACGGCCACGAGCUGCAUGUCAGUGAUGCCAGCUUACUAGAGGUGUACGGCCAGCGGCGAAGACAUUCGGACCAAGCGGAUCGUUUCGGUAGUUACGGCAGUACCGGCGGUAGCCACUCGCGGGAGAACAGCCCGAACCGGAUGAUGCCCCCGAUCAACCACUCGGCAACACCAGGCAUCAUGACGGACGCCCAGGGACUCAUCGUACCGAAGAAGCUGAUCAACCCCUGCGCCGAAUCGAUGGACCGACAAAACCUGCACCGGGAGCUGAUGUUCAACCAGAAAAUGGGUAAAAAUGUGCUCAAUCAAAAAUCCGAACUGCAGCGGGCACUGGAGAAGCAAAAGGAGCGCCAGGUUCUGGCGGCGCAAAACCUCGCCAAGCAGCAAGCCCAGGAGAACACGAUCGCUAACGAGCUGGGCCGAGUGAUCAUGCAGCGAGCGGCCCGGCUGGAGCAGAAAAGCCUGGCGGCAGCGGCCGCCGGUUCCCAGCAGGAUCAGCCCGACUCCAUCAAUCCCGAAUACCUGAAUGCUCGUGCGAAACUGCGUGCCACCACGGCCGUCUACUCGAAAUAGACCGAUAAGUAGUCGAAUGCGAGCAGAGGGAGAGGUCGCUUUUAGUGAAAACACAGUAAAACCCGAGCCUCGGAUUUAUUUUAACCCCUUUCCCCCCUUCCCCACCAACCACCCGUACCAAUUUUCUCGAUUAUCAGUUAAGUUUUAACGUGUAGACAAGUGAUAGCGACUACAAUGAUUUCCGUUCUGUGUUUUUAAAACUCUUCAAUGGCACUGCAUUUGAGUGGAAUGUGAGCCGGUUGGCGAUGUUUUUAUUUACAAAUUUUUUUUUAGAUAAAUUCAAACCAGAAAAACAAAACGAAACAGAACAGUUAAGAGUAUAAUUGCAAUGUAUUGCAGAAAGAAGAUGAGAGGCGACAUGCUUUAAGUAGUUUUAAUGAGUUAUAUGUAUGUCUAAUUCUAUUAUCUCUCUAGAUAGAAAGAUCUGUUGCAUGUAUAAAAUUGGAAAAGUGUUUAAUUUGUAGAGAUACGCGCUCACGAGGAAGGAUUUCCGGCAACCAGAGAAUUAAAGGGGCGAAAUUGUGAUAAAUGACUGAUUGGGGACGUCCCGUCCCAUUGAACCGGUCGGAAGACUCCACUCUGGAAAUCCUUCCCGUAAUCCUUCUUCCGUGAAAAUAGAAAAAACGAUAGUAUAAACACAGACAAACAGUUAAGCGUCAGAUACCGUAUUCUAUAGCGACUAGUUCUGGUUUAGUUUGUAAGUCAUUUGUCAGCAGAAUUUUAUAUGAAAGUAACCGAGGCAAAAGUAAAUCUGAACAACCAUGAUCAAACAUGAGAGAAAAUCUGCCUUUUUUUGGUUCGAAGAAAGAGCUAAACGAGUAACGAAUAUAGAGGGACCGUAAUCAUCGAUACUCAACCCAACUUGAUGAAUCUGAUAGGACGUAAAAUGGUAUUCUAAUCUCCAUUCCAAAACCAAAAAAAAAACUAAUGACCUUCUGUAACGUAGAAAGCAAUGAAAGUUAACAAAUCAUCUUCACCAUCACCGAAUCACCACACCAAAUCAAUCUUCAUCAAAAACCGUACUGAGCAUACAAAACCUGAUUAGAGACAUGAGUAGAGUAGUGCGUACAGUUAGUACACAACACCAGAAGACUAUCGAAUCCCGCGUUCGGCCUUGUUAGUAUGAUCCGUAUUAUAGAUGAGAACUGAUUAUUCAUAUUCCGCAGCCCUUUUCCCAUGUAAAACGGUUUUGGUCUGCGACUCCACCAUACAAUACAUACCUACAAUCAAUCAUAAAACAAGUGUUAAGCUGGUUACUCAAGUGGAAAGUUCAUGUAACUACGUGUUAAACUUACAGGUUUAUAAUAGUACAUAUAGGGAAUAAAUCAACAACUAUCAUAACACAAAAACAAAAAAAUUCUACCACCUAGGCUAGAGCUCAGUUGACAUGAGCAGCAGCAGUGAUUGAUAGUGGCAAAAUUUGUUAACGGAAUAUCUAGUUAUACGAGUACCGGAUAACCUAUCAUAAGCAAGCAAACAAAUAGGCAAACAAACCAGAAUCAUAUGUGUAGUAAGUUCGUGGUAGUGAAGUUCUAGACGGUGUAGAUCCUACGCUGUCGAACUUA